GGAGAGAGGAGCUAACGGGCAAGACGGCGAGUAGUAACAGCAGCGGCCAGCGGCAGCGGCGAGAGCGCCACCAGUUCAACACCUUCAUCUCCUCUCUUGUCUCUUUCACGCUCCGUCCUCGCUUUACUCUCUCUCUCUCUCUCUCUCUGCCCCCGCCCGCCCCUUUUUUACCGGAGAGCGAGAACUGCAGGGCCCCAAAAGAGGCCGGAUUCUUGAUGCUUUCUGAACCUUCUUUACUUGUCCUCUAAUGACCAUCUUCUCCUCUUCACUUCUCCCCUAGCUAGCUCCCCUUCCCUCCACUGCAAGUUUCUCCCUUUCUUCUUGGUUCUUGCACUGCGCGGAGGCAGAGAAAGCAAUGGGGACCAGGGCGGCGGGGAGAACGACGGGCCUGCCGGCGCUUCUGGCCGCCGCGCUCCUGCUCAACGCCCUUUUCGCCUCCGCGUCCGCCGCGUCCUCGUACCCAGCAAGGAUUGCGAGCAGGCUCGUGUCCACCACGGCGUCGGCGGUGGCGAAGCAGUUGUGGUCGCUCAAAUCGGCCGCCACUAAGACCGCGGCGGCGGCGGGGCGGUCCAUGGUGCGGUACGAGGGCGGGUACGCGGUGGAGACGGUGUUCGACGGCAGCAAGUUGGGGAUCGAGCCGCACGCCGUGGAGAUCACCCCCGCCGGCGAGCUGCUCGUGCUCGACUCCAUCAACAGCAACAUCUGCAGGGUCCAGCUGCCGUUGUCCCGAUAUAGUAGACCAAAACUUCUUGCUGGCUCACCAGAAGGUUUAUCCGGUCAUGUCGAUGGGAGGCUACGAGAAGCGAGGAUGAACCAUCCUAAGGGAUUCACCGUAGACGAUAGGGGCAACAUUUAUGUUGCAGACGUUAUGAACAUGGCAAUAAGAAAGAUCAGCGAUACAGGGGUUACGACCAUUGCUGGGGGGAAACCAAUUAGAAGCAGGCACAUAGAUGGGCCCAGUGAUGAUGCAAAACUUUCAACUGAUUUUGAUGUCCGGUACAUCAGCAGUAGCUGCUCCCUCUUGGUCAUUGAUAGGGGAAACCAAGCAAUUCGGGAGAUUCCACUCCACGAUGAUGACUGUGCAUAUCAGGGCGAGGCUGGUUUUCCUCUAGGAGUUGCAUUGCUUUGUGCUGCUGGUUUUUUUGGUUAUAUGCUUGCAUUGCUCCAACGCCGGGUUUUAGGGAUGGCAUCAACAACAAAUGAACCUAAAACUCCUCCCAGAGCCAGCAUUGCAAGUAUCCCUCCAUAUCAGAAGCCUUUAAAGCCUUAUGUUCGUCCCCCACUAAUCCCAAGGGAAGAUGAAGCUGUGAAACAGGAAGGCGAAGAGGGGUUCUUCACCUCAGUCGGCAAACUCAUUGGAGGGGCAAAAUCGUCCGUAUCAGAGAUCUUUUCCAAAAAGAAGCGCCUGAGCAGCCAGUACCAUCACCAGCAGCGAAGAGCUAACCCUUGGCCAGUGCAAGAAAGCUAUGCCAUCCCGCAUGACGAGACGCCUCCACCUCUGGACACAAGAGCACCAACCCCUCAGAAGAACUACGCCCUCAUGACAAAGGAGCCUGAAAAGACACACCACGUCCGCCAUGGGCGGCCUUAUUUCAACGGCUGGGAUGGACACCACCCGCAGCAGCAGCCGGAGCAGCAAAUGUACCACUACCAACAGCACCUGCAGCAGCACAGGCAGCACUCUUCCGGCCCGCGAACUUUCUACGAGCAGAGCCGUGAGGCGACAAACGAGAUCGUCUUUGGCGCGGUCCAGGAGGUGGACAGCAAGCGGCGUAUGGUGGAAAUUAAAGCUGUGAACUAUGGAGACACGUUCUAUGAGCAGUACGGGAUGAGGUACCGCAACAAUUACAUCGGCUACAACAGCAGCAAUAACAACAACUAUUGAACAGCCAACCUUUGAUAUUUUAGUUCCUUCAUCUUAGUUACAUGAUUAGACUUGCCGCUUGUUUUCUUAAUUGUGAUCCUCCACAUUGACUGUGACAAAAAAAGAA
This is a messenger RNA of Phragmites australis (common reed), 1991 nucleotides long. RefSeq lists its product as uncharacterized. The transcript is spliced from 7 exons. Bases 356 to 1885 code for a protein of 509 amino acids. The record is from RefSeq and is a predicted model, not a curated record. Lineage: Eukaryota; Viridiplantae; Streptophyta; Magnoliopsida; Poales; Poaceae.